Molecule: messenger RNA, 1969 nt
Organism: Hevea brasiliensis (rubber tree)
Lineage: Eukaryota; Viridiplantae; Streptophyta; Magnoliopsida; Malpighiales; Euphorbiaceae
Product: serine carboxypeptidase-like 17
Exons: 13
Coding region: 206-1687 (493 amino acids)
Biological process (GO): proteolysis; secondary metabolic process
Molecular function (GO): serine-type carboxypeptidase activity; acyltransferase activity, transferring groups other than amino-acyl groups
Source: RefSeq, a predicted model, not a curated record
AAUAAGAAAAUCUUUAAAUUGGGUAUACAUUCUUGAUCCAACAACACACUACAAAAUCCUUCAAUUGCUUCGCAUCAUACUCUUCUUCAUCAAUUUCUGUUAGCCAAAUUCAUCAUCUCCUUCCACCCAAAAAGGGACAAAUAUAAUAGAAGAAGAUAGUUUCUAUAAGCUUGUUUAGCAACUAUACAUCUUUAGGCAGUAAGCCAUGGGUCCAGCAUUCUAUGCUUUUCGCAGCUAUGGUUUCUGGGUUUGUUUACAUUUUCUACUGCUAUUGGUUAUCUCAACUGUGGCUGAUUCAGGGCAAAUUGUGGAGAGUCUACCAGGCUAUCCUGGUAAACUCCCAUUUACGCUUGAAACAGGAUACGUGGGUGUGGGAGAUUUGGAGGAAGUGCAACUAUUCUACUACUUCGUUGAGUCAGACAGGGAUCCUGUAAGGGACCCUCUCUUGCUUUGGCUCACAGGUGGUCCUGGUUGCUCUGCUUUCUCUGGCCUAGUUUAUGAAAUUGGUCCGCUAAAUUUUGAUUUUGAUGCUUUCAAUGGAAGUUUGCCAUCACUUGUACUAAAUCAAUACACAUGGACAAAGGUUGCAAAUAUUAUAUUUUUGGAUUCACCAGUUGGCACUGGAUUUUCCUACUCAAAAAGCCAAGAAAGUUAUUAUACCUCUGACACAUUAUCGUCAAAGGCAAUUUAUGAGUUUCUUAGGAAGUGGAUAACAAAUCAUCCCAAAUUCAUCAAUAAUCCACUUUAUAUCGCUGGUGAUUCUUAUUCUGGCAUGAUUGUUCCCACCGUUACUGUAGAAGUAGCAGAAGGAAACAGGGCUAAACACAAGCCAUACUUGAAUCUCCAGGGAUACAUCCUUGGUAAUCCAGUAACAGAUUUGCAUAAUGAUGAGAAUUCCAGAGUUGAAUAUUUCUACAGGUUGGGACUUAUAUCGAGUGAACUGUUUAAGGCAGCCAAAACAUACUGUGUUGGAGAAUAUAUAUCACCCAAUGCAAGCAAUGCUGAAUGUAUGAAUACUAUACAACAUAUUGCAGAGUGCACUAUAAAAGUAUGUGAUGCCCAAAUAUUGGAACCAAAAUGCAGUUUUGCAUCACCAAAACCAAUGGGCUUGAAGUGGGGACGCAAAUUUUUCGAUGACACUCCUAUAGACAUUGCUUUAUCAUCGCAGCAAGGCCCUGACAAUUGGUGCCGAAAUUCAAAUUAUGUACUCUCUUACAUCUGGGCAAAUGAUGAAGGCGUGCAGCAUGCUCUUCACGUUCGAAAUGAUACCAUAACAGAUUGGAUGAGGUGUAACAAAACCCUGGCUUAUGAUUAUGACAUAUUGAGUACUGUCUUUUACCAUAAAGAACUCAUCAUGACUGGCUAUCGAGCUCUGGUAUACAGUGGUGACCAUGACAUGCUAAUUCCUUACACUGGUACAGUAGCAUGGAUUUACACUCUUAAUUUAACCGUUGUUGAUGAUUGGAGACCUUGGUUUGUUGAGGGCCAAAUAGCGGGAUUCACACAGAAAUAUGCUCACAAAGUUGGAGACGGUUUGGUCUUUAUCACUGUAAAGGCAAGUAAACAUUAUUGGCAAGUGAUUACGCAGUCAGAAUGUGAACAUAAGGUAACUUCUUUUUUUUUUUUUUUGGCUCUUUACAGGGAGGGGGUCAUACAGCUCCAGAGUACAAGCCUAAGGAGUGUCUAGCAAUGGUUGAUAGGUGGUUAUCUUAUUAUCUCCUGUGAGAAAGCUUGGAGUUGGGAUAGCUUAUUAAAAUUUGAAGCAGCUUAUUAAAAUUUGAAGCUCCUGUUACUUUGUAGACAAAAUUGGUGCCAAUUAUUCAACAAGCUUAUACGAUGCAUGAAAAGCAUUUAGCUAUUUUUCUUGUCGUUAAAUCUCUCUCCUUUCUAUGUUUUUUCUCCAUCAACAACCAUUAAUUAUGUAUUUUUAUUUGUAAAAGAAUUAACAAGUCAAUAAAUUAACUUAAAA